Cucurbita maxima (winter squash) is the source of this 1217-nucleotide messenger RNA. RefSeq lists its product as uncharacterized. The record is from RefSeq and is a predicted model, not a curated record. Gene Ontology annotation, cellular component: endoplasmic reticulum. Bases 243 to 839 code for a protein of 198 amino acids. The transcript has 4 exons. Gene Ontology annotation, biological process: sphingoid catabolic process. NCBI's taxonomy places the organism in Eukaryota, Viridiplantae, Streptophyta, Magnoliopsida, Cucurbitales, Cucurbitaceae.
GUAAAUUAAUAGAUUAGAAGGACCAUUCCAGAAUUUGGUCCAUUUUUUAUGUUAACCACCCCAAUUACUCCACUUAAGUUCACCUUCUCGAAUUAUUAAUGGCCCCAAUAAACACAUCCUUUUAACAAUUGUCUAACCCUCUUAAUCUAUUCGGUUAUCUCCCUUUGCACGCCUCCCCUCUUCUGAGAACAUUUUCCAGCAAUCGUUUCGUAUUGGGGUUGUCUAUUUUCCCCCAAAAUUCUAUGGGGAAGACUGCAUUUUUUGAUCUGGAAAGGCACUACGCCUUCUAUGGCGCUUAUCACAGCAACCCAGUCAACAUUUUCAUCCAUGUCCUGUUUGUUUGGCCGAUUUUCUUCACCACUCUCAUGUAUUUGUAUUUCACCCCUUCUUUCUAUACGAUUCCCAAAUCCCCUUGUGGGUUUGAUCAUGGCCUGGUUUUGAACUUCGGAUUUCUUUUCACCUUAACCUAUGCUGCAUCUUAUGUGAUUUUCGAUAAGAAAGCAGGGUCCAUGGCCGCUUUGCUUUGUUUCGUCUGUUGGGUUGGAGCAAGCUUCAUCUCCAAUAGACUUGGUUAUUCCCAGACUUGGAAGGUUGUACUGGCUGCUCAGCUGUUCUGUUGGACAAACCAGAUUAUAGGCCAUGGAGUGUUUGAGAAACGUGCACCGGCUUUGUUGGACAAUCUUGCACAAGCCUUUCUAAUGGCUCCAUUCUUUGUGUUUUUGGAGGUUCUUCAAACUUUAUUCAAAUAUGAACCAUAUCCAGGGUUUAGUUCAAGUGUGCAAGCAAAGAUAGAAGCAGAUAUAAAAGAGUGGAAAGAAAUGAAGGAAAAGCUCUCUUAGGUUGAAUCGUCUGGACUUCAAUAUAAAAAAAAAAAAAAAAAAAAAAAAAGGUCUGAUCUAGGUUGCCCGUCGUAAAAAUAGUCUGGAAACUACUUACUUGUUUACUGGAUCUUGAAAUGCAUGUUCUAAGAACUCAAGCCCAACGUUAGUCUUGGCUUUUUUUUUAGGCUUCUCCUCAGAGUUUUAAAACGCCUUUGCUAGGAAGGUUUCUGCAUUUAUUAAGGAAUGAUUUGUUCCCCUCCAAUCGAGGUGGGAUUUAAAAUCCACUCCCUUGGGAGCCGAGCGUCUUCAUUGACAUAUCGUUCAAUGUCUGACUCUGAAAUCAUUUGUAACAACUCAAAACUCACUAUUAGCAGAUAUCGUUCUCUUCGGCUUUCA